Chlamydomonas reinhardtii is the source of this 7110-nucleotide messenger RNA. RefSeq lists its product as uncharacterized. Bases 102 to 6668 code for a protein of 2188 amino acids. Gene Ontology annotation, biological process: double-strand break repair; DNA-templated DNA replication. The transcript has 16 exons. Lineage: Eukaryota; Viridiplantae; Chlorophyta; Chlorophyceae; Chlamydomonadales; Chlamydomonadaceae. The record is from RefSeq and is a predicted model, not a curated record. Gene Ontology annotation, molecular function: DNA binding; DNA-directed DNA polymerase activity.
CAUGAGGCAACAUAAGCGUUUUGCAAAUGCGUGAGCGUCAGUCUCCAAAUGGCUUUGCUUUUCAGAGGUCGCGAAGUCGUGUAGCUUCUUGCAAUCUAGGGAUGUCUGCAGACCUGCGCAUAGCAUCCAUUAGGUUUACUCGAGCGCUCCAGGCAGCGUGGCAAGCUCGGUGCGUCGCGCCAUCCUCCUCGACAGCGCCCACGCGGGGAGCUCUCCUGGGCGCUAGGCACGGCCUGCUGCCAGUACUAGGGUGCACUCGUCACCAUGGCACGAUUGCAGCCUUCGCGUCUGGGGCUUCAGGUGGUGCGACCAGCCAGGCGCAAACCUCCGAGCAUGGCAACGCAGUGCCAUCCCCGUCGCUAUCCUCCGCGCCCGGACCUAGCGCCAGCAACAGCGGGCUGCGGUCCGCGGGGGCUGGCACCGCCACACGGGGUGCACGUGUGCUGUUGGUGGAUGUUCCCUCGCUGCUGACCAGCGUCGGCACCCACACCCAAACCCAGCAGCAGACGGCGCCGCAGCGCGGCGGAGCUGGCAGCAACCGGCGGCACAUUCCCGCAGCACCGGUGACACGACCCGAACCCCAGGUGGGGGAACCCCUGUCGGCUACAGCCACCAGCGCCGCGCUCCUGAGCAUCUCAAAGGCGGUCCGGCUGGCCCGCCCGGACGCAUUGCUACUGGUGUCGCACCAGGCGCAUGCUGUUCCUGGCGGCAGUAGCGGCGCCGCAGGCCAGCAGCAGGGUGACGAGCAGCAGCAGCAGGCGCCGCAGUGGUCGCCACCUGCCGCCGCCGGAGCCGCCGCCGCCGCAAACACCUGGCGCCAGCUGUUCUCGCGCCUGGGCCCCCAGCCUCCAGGCAGUAACAGUAGCAGUAGCAGGAGCAGCGGCAGCAGCAAUGGCAGUGGCAGCAGCAGUGAAAGUAGCCGCAGCAGUGGCAGUAGCAACAAGAGCGGCAGCUCUGUGGCCAGGGGCGGCGGCCGCCGCGCGGGCGCGACCGCGCCGGGCUCAGCCACGUCACCACAACCGCCGCCGCCACCGCAGCAGCAGCAGCAGGGGGGCACGUGGGCGGUGGUGGCGGCGGCGGUACAGGCUGGGCGCCUGGAUCUGGGUCUGGCGGCGCAGGAGCUCCUGGAGCAGCUGCAGCAGCGCGAGCUGGAACUGCUCGGUGGCAGUAGCAGCAGUAGCGGCGGCAGUAGCAGCAACAGCAGCAGCAGCUCGCCGCCGGCGGCGCUGGCCGCAUCACCGCCGCCGCCGGCCACUGCUGCAACUGCUGCUGGUAGUGGAGGCGGCCUGGCCGGCAACGAGCAGGAGCACCUACAGCAGCUGCUGCUGCGGGAGGUGCUGACCUCCCAGCUCGGGCCAGAGGCGGCAGCAGCAGCCGCGCCGCCGCCGCCGCCCCAACCGCUGCCGCCCGUCGCGGCCUCGGCCGCCCGCGCUCCAUCUACCGCCUCCCACACCUCGCUUCACCAGCGGGAUGCCUCGGAGGAGCAGUUGGAACACUUCCAGAGGUCGCUGUUGGCAAUGGCGGGCGAGCAGGCGCCGCUGCCGGUGCUGAGCUCGCGUUGGCUGUCUAGCGCGUGUCUGACCAGCCUGCUGGCAAACAGCAGCAGUAGCCGUAUGAACAGCAAUAUCUACGGUGGCAGCAGUAGCAUGAUGGGCAGCAGCAGCAGCAGCAGCAGCAGUGGUGGUGAUGGCAGUAGCAACGGGCUGUUUGGGGUUGCAGCAGAUGCUGGCGCCGGUGGUGAGCAGUUGCAGCAGCAGCCGCAGAUUGGCCGGGUCUCAAUUCUGACUGCAGAUGAGCGCCUUUUGCAGCUGGCAGGGGCGGCGGCGGCUGUGGAGGCGGCGGCGGCGGCGGCGCCCGCGGAUGGGGGUGCGAGUGCUGCUGCUGCUUCUAGACGCGAUGGCACCAUUGAAGCCAGUGGGAUUGUUAUGCGCAACGGCAACAGUGCCAGCGGGGACGCUGUCACGGUGCUGUACGUGGCGGGGGGCGCAGCGCCGGCGUCAGCUUCGCCCGCCGCCCCACCCGCGGGAAACCGCCCCCUGCAGGUCAUCACGCACGCGGCGGCGGCCUGUGCGGCGCUGACUGAGCCGCCCGCCCGCCCGCUGCUGGCGUCCGCCCGCCUGCCCGACUACUGGGCGCUGGCGGGGCACCGGCCCACGGGCCUGUCCGCCGUCAGCGGCUUCCGCAACGCCGCCGCCUGCGACCUAGUGGCCGGGCUGACGGCGGCGGAGGCGGCGGAGGCGGCGGAGUUUAAGGCAGGGGCGGCGGAGGUGGAAGCGGGGGCGGCGGGAGGUAAGGCUCCACCGCCGCGGCAGCCAGCAGUGAUGCGGCUGGGGGGCGUGGCGGCGGCGGGCCCGGCGGCGGUGGCGGCGCGUGUGUCCACCAAGCUGUCACAUGACAACAAGUUCGCACUGGCCAGCUUUAAUGGCGUGAUGGCGCGACUGCCGGGGUCGGGUCCGGGCGCGCCGCAGCUGAGGCAGCUGCUGGUGCAGGUGGCGGCGGGGGCGGCGGCGGAGGCGGAGGCGGCGGCGGUGGAUGGCAAGCCGCUGGCACCCGCCGCUGAUAAAGUCAGUUUGCUUCUGCCCCUCGGAACGACAACAGCAGUAGCAACAACGCCCGCAACAGCAGCAACACCAGCAGCAGCAUCACCUGCAGCAGUAGCAGCUGCGGCGUCACGGCGCACUGAGUCAGCGACCUCGCAGCCGCCGGCAGCAGCAGCAGCAGCAGCAGCCGCCGUGGUGCUUGAGGGCGCCGAGGCGUGGGGCUGGCUGUGGGAGCGCGCGGCGGUCCGGGACCCGGAGGCGUUGGCGGGAGCGCUGGAGGCAAGGGCGCGGGAGGUGUUGCUGCUGGUGCAGGAUACGGGUGACCUCAGCGGUGGCGGCGGCAGCGGCGGGUUACUGCAGCAUCAGCUCAAGGAGGCUCGAUCGCUGGCGGGGGUGCAGCCGGAUGUGAUCCAGCAGCAGGCGGAAGCUGGCGGGCGGGCGCUGGAGCUCGCAGCAGCAGGUCAGCGCACGGCGGCGGCGGCGGCGGUGGCGGCGGAGACAGUCAGUGGCGGCGGCACGUCAGCACAGGCGCAAGCGCAGACGGCCCCGGCCCCGGCCCCGGCCCCGGCCCCGGCCCCGGCCCCGGCCCCGGCCCCGGCCCCGGCCCCGGCCCCGGCCCCGGCCCCGGCCCCGGCCCCGGCCCCUUCAGCGGCUGGCGCUGCGUGUGUUGCUGUGGGUGGCGGUCCUGCUGUCGGCCCUCCCCCGGCAGCACUGGCGGCCACUGCAGCACCCGCACCCGCACCCGCAACAGUUGCAGCUGCACCACCCGCUGCCGUCCUGCCGCGCCGCGUGUUCAUGCCCGGACCACCGCCAGCCGCCAAGCCACGCACAUCCACAGCCGCUGCGGCCGCUGCCGCCUUCGCAGCGCCGCCGGUGGCGGCCGCCGCCGCCUCCGACGCGGCGGCGGCCGCCGCCGCCGCGGCCGGCCUGCCGCGCUGUGUCAUGCUACUCGACGAGCCAGUCGUGGUUCCCUUCUGGGUCAGGGACGAAACGGAGGUGAAGGCGGCGGCCGUGGUGGCGGCGGCGGCGCCGCCGGAGCACGCGGCGGCGGCGGCGGCCGCGGCGGCUGUAGCAGCCGCCGCGCCCACCAGCCGCCAGGCGUUGGUGGUGAGCUACAGCCCCAUCGACCAGCCCGCCGAGUUGUCUGACCUGGUUUCGUACUUGACCUCCCGUCUGACAGCCCCCGCCACCUCCAGUGGCGGGGGCGGCGGCGGCGCUGCUGGCGGCGGUGGCGGCGGGAACGCGCCCGUGCCUGUACCCGUGUUUGUGCACUGGGAGCCGCCGCCGCGGGCCAAGAAGCGGGGCGGCGGCGGCGGCAAGCGGGCCGGCAAGGACGGCCGGCCGCCGCCGCUGCGGACGCCGUCGCAGGCGGGGGACGAGGACCCUACGGCCGCGCCUGUGGGCCUUUCCCUGGCGUGGCCCGCGGUGGACAGUGCGGGUGCGGCGUUGAAGGCCGCGUACCUGGCGGCGAGCAACCCCACCCCGGCAGCAGCGGGCGGAGGGACUGCAGCAGCAGCAGCAGCAGCAGGAGGAAGGAGCCCGGAUGCCGCCGCCGGGGCUGGCAGCAUCGCGCCCGCAGCGCGUCCCUUCGUGCCAGCACUACACACCGCACACGUCAAGCUGUCAGCCGCCGCCGCCGCCGCCGCCUCUGGCGGCGGCGCUCCUCGGCUGACGGCGCAGGCGGCGGCGGAGCUGUUGCGGCCGCUGCUGUGCCACACGGGCCCCGCCGGCCCCGCCUCCUUUGACAACGGCGAGCGCAGCAACACCAGCAACACCAGCAACACCAGCUCCGCCACUACCACAUCCGCCGCCACUGAUCCUGCAAUGGCGGCGGCGGCGGCGGCGGCGCCGCCGCCGCCGCUGCCGGCCUGGUGUGUGGUGACACACGACCUGAAGCGCUUCGCCAUCACGUGCGCGGGGCUGGGCUGCCGCCUGCCGCUGCCGCCGCCGCCGGGCGCCUACUUCGACACGCUGGCUGCCGCGUACGUGUUCAGCGCGGAGAGGUUCAGGCCGCAAGAGAACUCCACCCUCAAGCCCGACAGUGUGGUGGUCAUGUCGGACCUCACUCGAAUCGCGCAGUACCAAGACGUACGGCAACCGCUGCAGGCAGGACUGGGCGGCGGCGGCGGCGGCGGCGCGGCGGCGGCGGCGCAUAACGCCCGCAUCGACGCCGCCGCCGAGGCCGUUCACAAUGCACUGGCGUACGUGCGACUGCAACAGAUGAUGGCGGAGGCCGCGGCGGAGGCGGAGGCAGAUGCCGCCGCGGCGACGGAGGCAGCGGCGCGGGCGGCGGCGCGGGUGGCGGCGGCGCCGCCGUCGCGGCCGCCGCCACCGCUGCCGCCCCUGACGACGCCGGCGGCGCCGGGCCCUCUGGGCGGGCGCGCUGCUCCUCCUCCUCCUCCUCCUCCUCCGCCGCCGCCGCCGCCGCCACCAGCCACUGAUCAGCACCCACAGCAGCUGGCCCCUGCAGCUGCUGCUGGGGCUGCUACUGGCGACACGGGCGGCGGAGGGCAGCAGCAGCAGCAGCCAGGGGUGCAGCAGCAGCAGCCGCAGCCUCGCAUCAACAAGGACCUGCGACAGCUAAUCACGGACGUUGAGGUGCCGGUGCAGGUGGUCUUGGCCGAGAUGGAGAUGGCGGGGUUCGGCGUGGAGGUGGGCGCCAUGCAGCGCCUACACGAGGAGUCGGUGCGGCGCCGGGCGCAGGUGCUGGACGAGGUGUCUGCGCUGCUGGGCGGGCACCGCGCCUGGCCGCUGUCCACGCCCGCCGAGAAGCGGCAGCUGCUGUGCGACACGCUGGGGCUGGACGCCAAGGCGGAGGCGGCGGCGGAGGCGGCGGAGGCGGCGGGCGCGCCGCGGGGCAGUGUGCCGCGGCUGGUGCGCACCAAGCAGAAGGCGGACGGCUCGCCCGGGGAGAUCUCCAUGAGCCUACAGAAUCUGGAGAUCAUGGCGCCGUACGACAGCACGGGCCGUGUCGUACACCUGGUGAUGGAGCACGCCCGCCUGGACAAGCUGAUCCAGUCGUACACGGGGCUGUUCCUGCAGCACGUGGACCGCCGCACCGGGCGUGUGUACCCCACCCUCAACCAGGUGGGCACUGCCACGGGUCGUCUGUCCAUGAGCGGGGCAAACCUUAUGGCACUGCCACACGACAAGGAGGAGUUUGGCGAGCACCUGCGCAACUUCCGUCGCGCGCUGGUGGCCCGGCCCGGCUGGCUGCUGCUGGCGGCCGACUACAGCCAAGUGGAGCUGCGCGUGAUUGCGCACAUCACACAGGACCCCACGCUCGCCAGCGCCUUCCGCGAGCGCCGCGACGUGCACGCCCAGACCGCCGCCCGCGUGUUCCGGGUGCCGCUGGGGGCGGUGACGCCGGCGCAGCGCCAGGCGGGAAAGCAGGUGAACUUCGGUCUGGUGUACGGCAUGGGGGCGGCCAAGCUGGCACGUGACAUUGGCCUGCCCGACAACGAGGCGUCCGACUUCAUCCACACCUUCCGCGACGUCUUCGCCACGCUGUACGACCAGAUGGACCGGACCAAAGCCCAGGCCUUCGUGAGCGGGUACGCCACAUCGCUGCGAGGCCGGCGGCGCGGCUUCCGCGGCGCCUGGUCUGGUAAGGGGCUGGCGUGGCUGGACUGGCAGGCGCGGUUCGAGCCGUGGCGGCGGCAGCAGCUGGCGGCGGAGGUGCUGGGCAAGCUGAAGGCGGACGAGGGGCUGGCGGGGUGGCGGGGGAUGGACCGCGACGACCGCACCACCCUGAGGGAGCUGGGGAACAUGUCCUACCAGGGCAGCACCUCGGACAUCGUCAAGGCCGCUAUGGUGCGAUGCACGGCUGCGCUGGGGCCGGGGCCGGGCGGCAUCAACUCCCGCGCGCAGCUGCUGCUGCAGAUCCAUGACGAACUGGUGUUCGAGGUGCCGGAGGAGGAGCUGGCGGCGGUGGCGGCGGUGGUGGGGCGAGUGAUGGAGGGCACGGCACAGCUCAGUGUGCCGCUGGAGGUGGAAAUGGAGGUAGGUCCAAACAUGCGUGACCUGCAAGACUACGACUGGCGCAAUCCCCCGCCGCCGGCGGGGUUGCCGUCACCGCCGCCGCCACAAACAGCGACAGCACAGGACGCACCGCCACGCGUCGCAUGAGCCCAGCCAGGCCCCAAGUGAAGGCGUGGAGCUGGCAGCAACAUUAUUGGUUGGAGGUUGUGCUGGCUGGUUGUGGAUGAUUGAAUAGGGGGCGGCGUUUGGCGCGGGUUGUUUUAUUGGGCGCCUCUUGGCAAAGCUUGACAUGCCUACUGCUGCGUAGAACGUCUGUGUUUGUGUUGGAUAUCUGUCAGUAUCUGUGGAGUCUUUUGACAAACACACUGAGGCAUUGAAGGCAAGCGCACGUGCCCUAGCAUUGUACGUAUCUUUUUCUCUUGGCCCAGCUUUGCGGGGCGCGUGCGGCCGUGCCGCAUUGAUGAGACGGGAAACGUGUGUCAUUCCGUCGGAACGCCGAUUGCAUACAGCAGGACAGGACCGCGCGCGCCUGAAUCGUAUAAUGUUUCCUACAAGUAUGAAUCCCUGUAUGCAACCUCAACUCUGUCAC